Messenger RNA from Argiope bruennichi, 3810 nucleotides. RefSeq names its product ras-specific guanine nucleotide-releasing factor RalGPS1-like. The coding region runs from base 415 to 2124 and encodes 569 amino acids. The record is from RefSeq and is a predicted model, not a curated record. NCBI's taxonomy places the organism in Eukaryota, Metazoa, Arthropoda, Arachnida, Araneae, Araneidae. The transcript has 17 exons. Gene Ontology annotation, cellular component: plasma membrane. Gene Ontology annotation, biological process: positive regulation of GTPase activity; Ras protein signal transduction. Gene Ontology annotation, molecular function: guanyl-nucleotide exchange factor activity.
GAUGCGUAUUUUUUUAUCUCUUGAAACACCCACUCGAUUGAGAUCGUUCAGUAUUUAAAAUGAAAAAUAUUGAGAUGUAAGUGUGUAGCGUUUGAUGGAACUAUUUCGCGAGCUCUUUAAAACGAAACAAAUAAGAAUAUAUCCAUUAUGACAUGGAAAGUCAGUGACUAAAAAUCGGAGCACAUGAGUAUAUCUCUUACUAAGAGAAAUAUUGUUUCCUUGUCAAAUGAAAUCGCUGUGUGAAUAACAUUUUCAUAGCUGUUCUCUUCCAACGGUGUAAAACUAUAUUUCUGUGGUGAUUUAAAUUCUUCUUACGGAUAGUAAAUUUUUGAAGCAGCAUUUCUUCUCUUUGAUAUUCCAUAUUUCUUUUCGCCGGUAAAUAAUGUGUGAACAAAGCAUUUCUCUAUUUAGUAUAUGCUUUUGUGUCUUACAAAGUUUUCCAAGAUGAAGUACUGUGAAAUAGCUACUGAAAUUGCUUGUGCAAAUAUGAAUUCAUAUAGUAAAAAUGAGGGCUUUAAUUGCAUUUCUAAUUCACAUGAAACUUUGGAUACACGGUGGAAUGGCGAGAUAGCACAUCAGAAAAGUUAUGAUGCAGUUGUUUUUUCCGUUUUAAAAGUUGCUCCAGAGGAUUUUGCUAGCCAGUUAACAUUGAUGGAUUUUCAAGUGUUUAAACUAAUUCAACCUGAGGAAUUGUCAAGUUGUUGUUGGAACAAAAAAGAAAAAAUGACAUAUGCACCUAAUGUAGUUGCAUUUACACAAAGAUUUAAUCAUGUUAGCUUAUGGGCAGUUAAAGAAAUCCUUUCUGGACAAACACCAAAAGCUAGAGCAGAUAUCAUUGCUCAUUUUAUUAAAGUUGCUAAAAAAUUGCAUGACCUUAAUAAUUUGCAUUCAGAAUCAGCUAUCAUUUCUGCAUUACAGAGUGCUUCAAUUUUUAGGCUAUCAAAUACCUGGCCACAACUAUCAAAGAAAGACAAAAGCACUUUUGAUAAAUUAGCUGAUGUCUUUUCUGAUGCUAAUAAUUUUGAAAAGCUUAGAGAUCAUAUGACCAACACAAAACUUCCUUGCAUACCAUACUUAGGUUUAUUUUUGAAAGAUCUUGUAUUCAUUGAUAUUGCUCAUCCACCUACUCAAGGCUUAGACAACCACCAUCGUCAAAUGAAAAUGAAUAAUAUCCUUAGACUGAUAGCUGAAUACCAACAAUCCAAUUAUGAUCAUCUUCCUGUGCUGCCUCAUAUUCAGAAUUACUUAAGGUCUGUUAGGUAUAUUGAUGAGCUUCAAAAAUUUGUUGAAGAUGAAAAUUAUAAAUUGUCUUUGGAAUUGGAACCAAUGAAAUCAUCACCUAAUUUAAAAGACUCAAAUUCUCAUCGACAUUUAGUCACAGAAGAUCUGAAGGCUGCAAGUAGGAAUUCAUUAGGUGUUCCUGGUUCUUUAGAAGCUCGAUCAUCUCGUUCAAUGCCAGGCCAUGGCUCUAGAUUUGUUCCUACUCAUAGAAAAGCAUGGAGUUUAGGAACAAAUGUAAUGUCUUCUUUGUCUGUGGAUACCUUAAGCACUUGUUCAAACUUUUCUUCAGAAAGACAUCUACUUGAUGACAGUAUAUUAGAACAUACUCCUGUUAUUACAAGGAAAAGAUCUCUUGGAAGCAUAGAAGAUAUACAUGAUCAUUUUGAUACAUGGUUGGAGCAUCUUCCUCUUAAUUGCAAUGACCAUCAGGAAAUAAAUUUGCGACAUAUUGAUGCUGUUGCUACUUUCCAAGGCUAUGUGCGUAGGAAAACAGUUUUGAAAGAAGGCAAAAAGCCAGCUAUGUCUCCCUGGAUGAGGUAUUGGCUAGUACUAAAAGGAACUACACUAAUAUACUUUCCACCAAAAACGCUUAGAGGAACAGAUAAGUCUGAUUUCAAAAGCACACCGUGUAAAUCAUUUGAUGUGUCUGGGUGUAUAGUUAUAUGCUCAGAUGCUGGCAAUCAGCCUGAUGCAUUCCAACUUACAGAUCCAGCUAAAGGAAAUGUCUAUAAGUUUCGUACUGGCUCGCCUGCAAAAACCGUCCAGUGGUAUAAUCAUCUAAGAAAAGCUACAAACCAGUAUGAUGAGUGUACACAUUUGGAGAAUUUGAUGACAUUUGAAUGAUGUAGUAGAAUUCAGAACUGGGAUUUUCAACAAUUUCUCUCAAGAUGGAAAGGUGCCAAGUGCCUCUAGAUCAUGUGCCAUAGACUUCUGAUUCAUCAUCGCUUUGUCAAAUUCAUCCAAAAGAGAUAUCUGCCCAGUUGAUGAAUUUAUGCAUCAACUGAUACUCAGGCAAAAGUUGUAUAUAAAAGGCAGCUUUUGACAGCCGCCCAUUGGAGUUAUCUAAAAAAGCUUUGUGCUGCUAUCUAAAGUCUGACAUUCUUUUCUAUGUAUUCCAAGAACUUGUGAACAGUUUUUUUUUUCUUUUUUUUCCGGAUCUGAUAUAAGGUAGCAAGUUAUCAAAAUAUUCACAUUUUCCUAAGACUGUUUGAUAUAUAGUUUUAAAUUAAUAAAAUUAUAUAACAGAUGAAAACCGAAUUUUGCAUGUAGUUACAUAUCUUCAUUCUAAAUUUUUUAUUGCUCUUCAAUUAUUGUUCUUCAUUUUGGACUUUGCUGUUGGAGUAUGAAAGAUUAAUCAUAGUAUUUUACUUAAUGUGGUUUUGUUUUUUAACAUUGUAUGUAUUGUAAAAUUUGAAACAGGCUUUACCGUCUUUUUUUUUUUUUCUUUUUCUUUCUAAGAACAUCAUAAAAUUUUCUCUAUUCAUCUGUUCUGUUUGCUGUUUUUAAAAUAUAUGGAUAUAAGUGUCAUUUUUUUUUUUCCUAUGUGAUAAGGUGCAAAACUCUUCAUUAAAAAAUAUCACUAAAGAAUCUUGAUGUGUAGUUUAUAUAUUAAUUUGUUAUUCAUAUAAAUUUUCAGAAAUUAAAUUUGGGUAUAUUGAUAUUUUAUAUCUAUAUACUCAAUAGAAAAUUUUAAAUAAAAAAAUAAUAAAAAUUAUUUGAAAUUUAUUAUUUAAAAGUUUUGUGUGUUAUAAAACUGUUAUUUUUGAACUACUUAAAACAAAGUGUAAUAUCUACAAUAGAGGGAGAAAUUUUAAGUGCUUUGAACAGUUAAACAUUUUCUUUAAUGGUUCAUGUUUAAAUGUUGAUCCUGUGAUAUAAUCCCUCUGUAGGAUCCUUUGGAAAAACUUAACAUAUGAUAUAUAUUGUUUCUGAAAAGACUGAAAUCGUUAUUGUGAAGACUGAAAUAGUUAUUGUGAAUUAAUAUUCUAAGCUUUAAUUUUUGAUUUCAUUAUUUUGUUUUUAAAAUAUUUGAUUGAUCUGAUUUUGGCUUCUGUGUAUCGUAAAUUAUGUUUUAUGUAAUUCUGUAUGGUCCACCCCCCCCCAUCCAAUUUUUUCAGAUUUAAAACUAAACACUAAAUUUAAUCCACAAAUCUCCUAAAAAUUAAAGACGUUUUUGUACUAUAUAUAUUUCUUUCUUCUCUUGUUUCCUUUACGAUGAAAAGUUUCUGAUGUUUCCCCUAUUGAAAAUAAUGAAUUUUUAUAUUCAUAAAUCUGCUAAAUUUUUAAUGGAAUAGAUUUUUAUCUUUGGUGGUCAAAAUGCAAUAUAGUGACAUGUUAAUCAUAAGACAUUCAUGCUUUCAUUGUGUACAUUCCAUUACUGAGCUUUUCUAUCUUUUAUACAAAGCUCUGUAUCUGUUUCUAACUACGCAAUAGUUGUGAGAAUGAAGAAGAGGUGCUAGUAAACAGUUAACAUUAGCUACAAGUUUUAAACAUCAAUGUCACAGAAGCACUUUUAUUUGGUAUGAAUGU